Messenger RNA from Brienomyrus brachyistius, 7665 nucleotides. RefSeq names its product pre-mRNA processing factor 8 (gene prpf8). Gene Ontology annotation, molecular function: U6 snRNA binding; pre-mRNA intronic binding; U5 snRNA binding. Gene Ontology annotation, biological process: mRNA splicing, via spliceosome; spliceosomal tri-snRNP complex assembly. Bases 212 to 7252 code for a protein of 2346 amino acids. Lineage: Eukaryota; Metazoa; Chordata; Actinopteri; Osteoglossiformes; Mormyridae. Gene Ontology annotation, cellular component: U5 snRNP; catalytic step 2 spliceosome. The record is from RefSeq and is a predicted model, not a curated record. The transcript is spliced from 43 exons.
UAGCAGCUCUCGUUUGUGAAUGCCAUCACUACGAACAUCGUGCGUUGCUCGAUUUUGUCCGCCAUUCUACGCAAGUAGCUAGCUCGGAUAAAAGCUCAUCUUUAGCAGGGAGCCAGAUUCAAGUGCGUUUAAGUAAUGCUGUUGUGAUUCUUCACGGAGAAAGGCAGUUUUAAUACAGAUCGGUUGCUGUGGUAAAGGAGGUACAGCUACCAUGGCAGCUGCAUUCCCAUACAGACCUGUACCUGGAGCGCUGCCUCCGGGAAUCCCCCCAGGCAUCCCUGCUGGGAUUCCCACCCCAAGCCAGAUGCCUGAUUACAUGUCUGAGGAGAAACUCCAAGAGAAAGCUCGCAAAUGGCAGCAGCUGCAGGCAAAGCGCUAUUCAGAGAAGCGGAAGUUUGGCUUUGUGGAUGCCCAGAAAGAAGACAUGCCUCCCGAACAUGUGCGCAAGAUCAUCAGGGACCAUGGAGACAUGACCAACAGGAAGUUCCGUCAUGACAAAAGGGUUUAUCUUGGAGCUCUUAAAUACAUGCCCCACGCAGUCCUGAAGCUGCUGGAGAACAUGCCGAUGCCUUGGGAGCAGAUCAGAGAUGUUCCGGUACUCUACCACAUCACCGGAGCAAUUUCCUUCGUCAACGAGAUCCCAUGGGUCAUUGAGCCGGUCUACAUCGCACAGUGGGGGUCCAUGUGGAUCAUGAUGCGUCGUGAGAAGAGAGAUAGGCGACACUUCAAGCGAAUGAGGUUCCCUCCAUUUGAUGAUGAGGAGCCUCCGCUGGACUAUGCCGACAACAUCCUGGAUGUGGAGCCUCUAGAGGCCAUCCAGAUGGAGCUGGACCCUGAGGAGGAUGCGUCCGUGGUGGACUGGAUGUACGAGCACCAGCCCCUCAAAGACAAUGCAAAGUUCGUGAACGGGACGACCUACCGGCGGUGGCAGUUUUCCCUGCCCAUGAUGUCCACCCUCUACCGCCUGGCGAACCAGCUGUUGACCGACCUGGUUGAUCGCAAUUAUUUCUACUUGUUUGACCUGAAAGCCUUCUUCACAUCCAAGGCUCUCAACAUGGCCAUCCCUGGAGGUCCCAAAUUUGAGCCUCUUGUCAGAGACAUAAACUUGCAGGAUGAAGACUGGAACGAAUUCAAUGACAUAAACAAGAUCAUCAUCCGACAGCCAAUAAGAACAGAGUACAAGAUCGCAUUCCCCUACCUGUACAACAACUUGCCGCACCAUGUUCAUCUCACAUGGUAUCACACUCCUAAUGUUGUCUUCAUCAAGACAGAAGAUCCUGAUUUGCCAGCCUUCUAUUUUGACCCCCUGAUUAACCCAAUCUCCCACAGACACUCAGUCAAAAGCCAGGAGCCGCUUCCAGAUGAUGAUGAGGAGUUUGAGCUCCCCGAGUAUGUGGAGCCCUUCCUUAAGGACACGCCCCUUUACACUGACAACACAGCCAAUGGCAUCGCUCUGCUCUGGGCACCCCGGCCCUUCAACCUGAGGUCGGGAAGAACCCGACGGGCAAUUGACAUCCCUCUCAUUAAAAACUGGUACCGUGAGCACUGUCCUGCUGGGCAGCCUGUGAAGGUGCGGGUUUCCUACCAGAAGCUGCUGAAAUACUACGUGCUCAAUGCCCUCAAGCAUAGACCACCAAAAGCUCAGAAGAAGAGAUACCUGUUCCGCUCCUUCAAGGCCACGAAGUUCUUCCAGUCAACAAAGCUGGACUGGGUGGAGGUGGGACUGCAGGUGUGCCGGCAGGGUUACAACAUGCUCAACCUGCUCAUCCACAGGAAGAACCUCAACUACCUCCAUUUGGACUACAACUUCAACCUGAAGCCUGUGAAGACCCUCACAACAAAGGAACGUAAGAAGUCCAGAUUUGGGAACGCGUUCCAUUUGUGUCGUGAGGUGCUCCGUCUCAGCAAGCUGGUGGUGGACAGCCAUGUGCAGUACAGGCUGGGGAACGUCGAUGCCUUCCAGCUGGCUGACGGUUUGCAGUACAUCUUUGCCCACGUGGGACAGUUGACUGGAAUGUACCGGUACAAAUACAAGCUGAUGCGGCAGAUCCGCAUGUGCAAGGACCUGAAGCAUCUCAUCUACUACCGCUUCAACACGGGGCCUGUGGGAAAAGGUCCGGGAUGUGGAUUCUGGGCUCCAGGCUGGAGAGUCUGGCUCUUCUUCAUGCGGGGUAUCACCCCGUUGCUUGAGAGGUGGCUGGGAAAUCUGCUGGCCAGACAGUUUGAAGGGCGGCACUCAAAGGGGGUUGCCAAGACCGUCACAAAGCAGCGUGUGGAGUCUCAUUUCGACCUGGAACUGCGUGCAGCCGUCAUGCAUGACAUCCUGGACAUGAUGCCUGAGGGCAUCAAGCAGAACAAGGCCCGGACAAUCCUGCAGCAUCUGAGUGAAUCCUGGAGAUGCUGGAAGGCCAACAUUCCAUGGAAGGUGCCAGGGCUUCCCACCCCCAUUGAAAACAUGAUCCUGCGCUAUGUCAAAGCGAAAGCUGAUUGGUGGACCAACACGGCUCAUUACAACCGGGAGCGAAUCAGGCGUGGCGCCACGGUUGACAAGACGGUGUGCAAGAAGAACCUGGGCCGGCUGACUCGACUCUACCUGAAGGCUGAGCAGGAGAGGCAGCACAACUACCUGAAGGAUGGUCCCUACAUCACAGCAGAGGAGGCCGUGGCUAUCUACACCACCACCGUGCACUGGCUGGAGAGCCGGCGCUUCUCACCAAUCCCCUUCCCUCCGCUCUCCUACAAGCAUGACACCAAGCUGCUCAUUCUGGCCCUGGAAAGGCUGAAGGAGGCCUACAGCGUGAAGUCCAGGCUGAACCAGUCCCAGAGAGAGGAAUUGGGUCUGAUUGAGCAGGCCUAUGACAACCCACACGAGGCGCUGUCCAGAAUCAAGCGUCACCUCCUCACCCAGAGAGCCUUCAAAGAGGUCGGCAUUGAGUUCAUGGACCUGUACAGUCAUCUGGUACCAGUAUAUGAUGUGGAGCCCCUGGAGAAGAUCACUGAUGCGUACCUGGAUCAGUACCUGUGGUACGAAGCCGACAAGCGCAGGCUCUUUCCCCCCUGGAUCAAGCCAGCAGAUACCGAGCCCCCCCCACUGCUGGUGUACAAGUGGUGUCAAGGAAUCAACAACCUUCAGGAUGUGUGGGAGACCGCUGAAGGAGAGUGCAACGUGAUGCUGGAGUCGCGCUACGAGAAGAUGUACGAGAAGAUCGACUUGACGCUGCUGAACAGGCUGCUGCGUCUCAUCGUGGAUCACAACAUCGCUGACUACAUGACGGCCAAGAACAACGUGGUCAUCAACUACAAGGACAUGAACCACACCAACUCGUACGGGAUCAUCCGGGGACUGCAGUUCGCCUCCUUCAUCGUGCAGUACUAUGGGCUGGUGAUGGACCUGCUGGUGCUGGGCCUCCACCGAGCCAGUGAAAUGGCUGGCCCACCUCAGAUGCCCAACGACUUCUUGAGCUUCCAAGAUAUUGCCACUGAGAGCGCCCAUCCCAUCCGCCUGUACUGCCGCUACAUCGACCGCAUCCAUAUUUUCUUCAGGUUUACUGCAGAUGAAGCAAGAGACUUGAUCCAGAGGUACCUCACUGAGCAUCCAGACCCCAACAAUGAAAACAUUGUGGGCUACAACAACAAGAAAUGCUGGCCCCGGGAUGCCAGGAUGAGGCUGAUGAAGCACGACGUCAACCUGGGCCGUGCCGUCUUUUGGGACAUCAAGAACCGGCUGCCCCGCUCUGUGACCACCGUGCAGUGGGAAAACAGCUUCGUGUCAGUGUACAGCAAAGACAACCCCAACCUGCUCUUCAACAUGUGUGGCUUCGAGUGCCGCAUUUUGCCCAAGUGCCGCACCAGCUACGAAGAAUUCACCCACAAGGACGGGGUGUGGAACCUGCAGAAUGAGGUCACCAAAGAGCGAACAGCUCAGUGCUUCCUGCGUGUGGAUGAUGAGUCCAUGCAGAGGUUCCACAACAGAGUUCGACAGAUCCUGAUGGCCUCUGGGUCCACCACCUUCACCAAGAUUGUGAACAAGUGGAACACUGCCCUGAUUGGUCUGAUGACCUACUUCCGUGAGGCUGUGGUCAACACACAGGAGCUCCUGGACCUGCUGGUCAAAUGUGAGAACAAGAUUCAGACGCGUAUCAAGAUCGGUCUGAACUCCAAGAUGCCGAGCCGCUUUCCUCCUGUGGUCUUCUACACGCCCAAAGAGCUGGGAGGACUUGGCAUGUUGUCCAUGGGCCAUGUGCUCAUCCCACAGUCGGAUCUGAGGUGGUCCAAGCAGACGGAUGUGGGCAUCACCCACUUCCGUUCAGGCAUGAGCCAUGAGGAGGACCAGCUGAUCCCUAAUCUCUAUCGCUACAUCCAGCCCUGGGAGAGCGAGUUCAUCGACUCGCAGAGGGUCUGGGCCGAGUAUGCGCUGAAGAGGCAGGAGGCCAUUGCCCAGAACAGGCGUCUGACUCUUGAAGACUUGGAGGAUUCGUGGGACAGAGGCAUCCCACGUAUCAACACUCUGUUCCAGAAAGACCGGCACACUCUCGCCUAUGACAAAGGCUGGAGGGUCCGGACUGACUUCAAGCAGUAUCAGGUUUUGAAACAAAAUCCCUUCUGGUGGACACACCAGAGGCAUGAUGGGAAGCUUUGGAACCUGAACAACUACCGGACGGACAUGAUCCAGGCCCUGGGAGGGGUGGAGGGCAUUCUGGAGCACACGCUCUUCAAGGGAACCUACUUCCCCACCUGGGAGGGUCUCUUCUGGGAAAAGGCCAGUGGUUUUGAGGAGUCUAUGAAAUGGAAGAAACUCACCAAUGCACAGAGAUCUGGUCUGAACCAGAUUCCCAACAGACGAUUCACGCUUUGGUGGUCGCCUACGAUCAACAGGGCCAAUGUGUAUGUGGGUUUCCAGGUGCAGCUGGAUCUUACCGGCAUUUUCAUGCAUGGCAAAAUCCCCACCCUCAAGAUCUCCCUGAUCCAGAUCUUCAGAGCUCACUUGUGGCAGAAGAUUCACGAGAGCAUAGUCAUGGAUCUCUGCCAGGUGUUUGACCAAGAGCUAGAUGCCCUGGAGAUUGAGACUGUGCAGAAGGAGACCAUCCAUCCCAGGAAGUCCUACAAGAUGAACUCCUCCUGUGCCGAUAUCCUGCUCUUUGCCUCGUACAAGUGGAAUGUUUCCCGCCCAUCUCUGCUUGCGGACUCGAAGGAUGUGAUGGACAGCACCACCACCCAGAAGUAUUGGAUUGACAUCCAGCUGCGAUGGGGGGACUAUGACUCUCAUGACAUCGAGAGAUACGCCAGGGCCAAGUUUCUAGACUACACCACCGACAACAUGAGCAUCUACCCAUCACCCACCGGGGUCCUGAUCGCCAUUGAUCUGGCCUACAACUUGCACAGCGCCUAUGGAAACUGGUUCCCUGGAGCAAAGCCGCUGAUUCAGCAAGCGAUGGCGAAGAUAAUGAAGGCCAACCCCGCCUUGUACGUGCUCAGAGAGAGGAUCCGGAAGGGUCUACAGCUCUACUCUUCUGAGCCCACUGAGCCGUACCUCUCCUCCCAGAACUAUGGAGAGCUUUUCUCCAACCAGAUCAUCUGGUUUGUGGAUGACACCAAUGUCUACAGAGUCACCAUCCACAAGACCUUUGAGGGCAACUUGACCACGAAGCCAAUCAAUGGUGCCAUUUUCAUCUUCAACCCGAGGACUGGGCAGUUGUUCCUGAAGAUCAUUCACACGUCUGUCUGGGCCGGACAGAAGCGUCUGGGACAGCUGGCUAAAUGGAAGACUGCCGAGGAAGUGGCAGCUCUCAUCCGCUCGCUGCCCGUAGAGGAGCAGCCCAAACAGAUCAUUGUCACCAGGAAGGGAAUGCUGGACCCUCUGGAGGUCCACUUGCUGGAUUUCCCCAACAUUGUCAUCAAGGGUUCUGAGCUGCAGUUGCCCUUCCAAGCUUGUCUGAAGGUGGAGAAAUUCGGAGACCUCAUCUUGAAAGCUACUGAGCCUCAGAUGGUCCUCUUCAAUCUCUACGAUGACUGGCUGAAGACCAUCUCCUCCUAUACUGCAUUCUCCCGGCUUAUCCUGAUCCUGAGGGCCCUCCACGUGAACAACGACCGGGCCAAAGUGAUCCUGAAGCCCGACAAGACCACCAUCACAGAGCCACACCAUAUCUGGCCCACUCUAACUGAUGAAGAAUGGAUCAAGGUAGAAGUGCAGCUCAAAGAUCUCAUCUUGGCUGACUACGGCAAGAAGAACAAUGUGAAUGUGGCAUCCCUGACUCAAUCAGAGAUCAGGGAUAUCAUUCUGGGAAUGGAGAUCUCAGCUCCAUCCCAGCAGCGGCAGCAGAUUGCUGAAAUCGAGAAGCAGACCAAAGAGCAGUCUCAACUGACAGCCACGCAGACCCGCACCGUCAACAAGCACGGCGACGAGAUCAUCACCUCCACCACCAGCAAUUACGAGACGCAGACCUUCUCCUCGAAGACCGAGUGGAGAGUGCGGGCCAUCUCGGCUGCAAACUUGCAUUUGCGGACAAACCACAUCUACGUGUCGUCCGAUGACAUCAAGGAGACCGGCUACACGUACAUUUUGCCCAAGAAUGUGUUGAAGAAGUUCAUCUGCAUCUCUGACCUUCGUGCUCAGAUUGCAGGGUAUCUGUAUGGCACAAGCCCUCCAGAUAACCCCCAGGUGAAAGAGAUCCGCUGCAUCGUCAUGGUGCCUCAGUGGGGGACACACCAGACUGUCCACCUGCCAAACCAGCUGCCCCAACAUGAGUACCUCAAGGAAAUGGAACCUCUUGGCUGGAUCCACACCCAACCCAACGAGUCCCCGCAGCUGUCCCCACAGGACGUCACCACGCAUGCCAAGGUCAUGGCCGACAAUCCCUCCUGGGAUGGAGAGAAGACCAUCAUUAUCACCUGCAGUUUCACUCCUGGUUCCUGCACCCUGACCGCCUACAAACUGACCCCCAGUGGAUACGAGUGGGGCAGGCAGAACACAGACAAGGGCAAUAACCCCAAGGGGUACCUGCCCUCACAUUAUGAGAGGGUGCAGAUGCUGCUGUCUGACCGCUUCCUUGGCUUCUUCAUGGUGCCUGCACAGGUGUCCUGGAACUACAACUUCAUGGGCGUUCGGCAUGAUCCUAAUAUGAAGUACGACCUGCAGCUCUCCAACCCCAAGGAGUUCUACCAUGAGGUCCACCGACCUUCACACUUCCUGAAUUUCGCCUCACUGCAGGAGGGCGAGAUCUACAACGCGGACCGUGAAGACAUGUACGCUUAAAACGGCUUCUGCUGUGGUGCGAGAUUGACUGGAGGAGCUGGAAACCUUGACAGACCAAUUCGAUGAUGCUCUUAAGUUUGCUGCGGGAAUUGAACCAUCAGAACUUUGUGUCACUGUCUGUAGUGCUCCUGACUUGUAGCUUGGUGGCCUGUGUCUCUCCCUUACAGGAACCCUGAGUUUUCUGGAAUACCUUUGUACUUUUCAGCAUAUUUUGUGUAUAUCAUUAUUGAGUCACUGUACUUUUCAUUGGUGCCAGUGCAACUUUGUGUUUUGGUUGGAGAUUUUAAAUAUAGUCCUCUAGUCAGGUGGAAGUCCCACAGUAAAAAUGCCAUUUUGUGUUUUACAGAACAAUUUGAUCCAGCGUUGGGUAUACACUAUGGUUUGAGUUUCAAUAAAGACAUUUUUUAAGUAUA